GUUAACUGCUGACAGUGAGCCAUACCACCUAAAAGGCUCCCUUGGUAGCCGUAAAGAUUGAAAGGACAAAUGGACAGUGUUGAGAGCUCUGUGGAAGAGGAGACCUGAGAGACGGUGAUCAUCAUGGCCCCUUGGGAUUUGCAAAGAGGAAUGACUAGAACUGGGCCAUUCACUGCAGCCAGGUCAAAGGUCAGGUCAGGAAUGUGGACAAUGCUGGUGACUCCAGUUGCUUCCAAGAUCCGGUACUUACAGGAAUAUCAUAACCGGGUUCUUCACAACAUUUAUCCUGUACCUUCAGGGACAGAUAUUGCAAACACCCUGAAAUACUUUUCUCAGACCUUGUUAAGCAUUUUGUCCCGCACAGGGAAGAAGGAAAACCAAGAUGCCUCCAAUUUGACAGUGCCCAUGACCAUGUGUCUUUUUCCUGUGCCAUUCCCACUCACCCCAUCUCUAAGACCGCAGGUCAGUUCCAUCAACCCUACUGUUACUCGCUCCCUCCUUUACAGCGUCCUGCGAGAUGCUCCCUCUGAACGCGGCCUGCAAAGUCGUGAUGCUCACUUGUCAGACUACCCUUCUUUGGACUAUCAAGGCCUCUACGUGACUUUGGUGACUCUCCUGGAUCUAGUUCCUUUACUACAGCAUGGCCAACACGAUCUUGGACAGUCGAUAUUUUAUACAACUACAUGUUUGCUACCCUUUCUCAGUGAUGAUAUUCUGAGUACUUUGCCCUACACGAUGAUAUCAACGUUAGCUACCUUUCCUCCAUUUCUGCACAAGGAUAUUAUUGAAUAUCUUAGCACAUCUUUUCUACCAAUGGCUAUAUUGGGUUCCUCAAGGAGAGAAGGCGUUCCUGCCCACGUUAAUCUGUCUGCAUCAUCCAUGCUAAUGAUUGCAAUGCAAUACACAUCCAACCCAGUGUAUCAUUGUCAAUUAUUGGAAUGCCUCAUGAAAUAUAAGCAAGAAGUCUGGAAAGACCUUUUGUAUGUGAUAGCCUAUGGGCCUUCACAGGUGAAACCUCCAGCUGUGCAAAUGCUGUUCCAUUACUGGCCCAAUUUAAAGCCUCCUGGGGCAAUAAGUGAAUACAGGGGCUUGCAGUACACAGCUUGGAAUCCCAUCCACUGCCAGCACAUUGAAUGCCACAACGCAAUUAACAAGCCAGCUGUGAAGAUGUGUAUAGACCCUUCCCUGUCGGUAGCUCUGGGGGAUAAACCACCCCCAUUGUAUCUCUGUGAAGAGUGCAGCCAGAGGAUUGCAGGGGACCACAGUGAAUGGUUGAUUGAUGUUCUUCUGCCACAAGCUGAAAUAUCUGCUAUAUGUCAGAAGAAGAACUGCAGUUCUCACGUCAGAAGAGCAGUGGUCACCUGCUUUUCAGCGGGGUGCUGCGGCCGUCACGGAAACCGGCCUGUUCGGUACUGCAAAAGAUGCCACUCGAAUCAUCACAGCAACGAAGUGGGGGCUGCCUCGGAGACCCACCUCUAUCAGACCUCCCCGCCGCCCAUCAACACUCGGGAAUGUGGCGCCGAGGAGCUGGUCUGCGCCGUGGAGGCCGUGAUCAGCUUGUUGAAAGAAGCUGAGUUCCAUGCUGAGCAGCGAGAAUAUGAACUGAACCGCCGGCGGCAGCUGGGCCUUUCCUCUUCCCACCAUUCCCUGGAUAACACUGACUUUGACAACAAGGACGAUGAUAAACACGACCAGCGGCUACUCAGUCAAUUCGGAAUAUGGUUUUUAGUGAGCCUCUGCACGCCCAGUGAGAACACACCCACGGAAAGCUUGGCCAGGCUGGUGGCCAUGGUGUUUCAGUGGUUUCACUCCACAGCAUAUAUGAUGGAUGAUGAAGUCGGGAGUUUGGUGGAAAAACUGAAGCCUCAGUUUGUCACCAAGUGGUUGAAGACAGUAUGUGAUGUUCGCUUUGAUGUCAUGGUCAUGUGCCUUCUUCCCAAACCAAUGGAAUUCGCCAGGGUUGGUGGAUACUGGGAUAAAUCCUGCAGCACAGUGACUCAGUUGAAGGAAGGUCUGAACCGAAUCCUCUGCCUGAUCCCCUACAAUGUGAUCAGUCAGUCUGUGUGGGAGUGUAUCAUGCCGGAGUGGCUGGAAGCCAUCAGAACAGAAGUUCCAGAUAAUCAGUUAAAAGAAUUCAGGGAAGUAUUAAGCAAAAUGUUUGACAUUGAGCUCUGUCCUCUACCUUUUUCAUUGGAAGAAAUGUUUGGCUUUAUUAGUUGUCGCUUCACAGGAUACCCUUCCUCUGUGCAGGAACAAGCUUUACUUUGGCUUCAUGUCUUAUCGGAGUUAGACAUCAUGGUUCCACUUCAACUAUUGAUAAGUAUGUUUUCCGAUGGAGUUAAUUCUGUUAAAGAACUGGCAAAUCAAAGAAAAUCAAGAGUCAGUGAACUAGGGAACCUUGCAGCUCGAAGGGUGAGUGUUGCCUCUGAUCCUGGCCGGCGAGUUCAGCACAAUAUGCUGAGUCCAUUUCAUAGUCCUUUCCAGAGUCCAUUUCGGAGUCCUAUGCGUAGUCCAUUUCGUAGCCCUUUCAAGAAUUUUGGACACCCAGGAGGAAGGACUAUUGACUUUGAUUGUGAAGAUGAUGAAAUGAAUCUAAAUUGUUUCAUCCUCAUGUUUGAUCUUCUCCUGAAGCAGGAGCCCACAGACAGCCUUGAGGAUAGCCUCCUUUCUUCCAGACCAGAGUUUAUUAUAGGCCCCGAAGGUGAGGAGGAAGAGAAUCCAGCAACCAAGCAUGGGGAGAACCCAGGCGAUUGCACCGAGCCCAUGGAACAUGCUGCAAUAAAGAAUGACACUGAGAGAAAGUUUUGCUACCAACAGCUUCCAGUAACUUUGAGACUAAUAUACACCAUUUUCCAGGAAAUGGCAAAGUUUGAAGAGCCAGACAUUCUUUUUAAUAUGCUCAGUUGCCUGAAGAUUCUCUGUCUACAUGGGGAGUGUUUAUACAUUGCUAGAAAAGACCACCCUCAGUUUUUAGCCCACAUUCAGGAUCACAUGUUGAUUGCAAGCCUGUGGAGAGUCGUCAAAUCUGAGUUCUCCCAGUUAUCUUCAUUGGCAGUUCCUCUGCUUCUCCAUGCUUUGUCACUUCCUCAUGGUGCUGACAUCUUCUGGACAAUCAUAAAUGGCAAUUUCAACAGCAAAGACUGGAAGAUGAGGUUUGAAGCAGUGGAAAAAGUGGCUGUAAUUUGUAGAUUUUUGGAUAUUCAUUCAGUGACCAAAAACCACCUGCUGAAAUACUCCCUGGCACAUGCCUUCUGCUGCUUUCUGACAGCUGUGGAGGACGUCAACCCAGCAGUGGCUACCAGGGCUGGUCUCCUGCUUGACACCAUCAAGAGGCCAGCAUUGCAGGGUCUGUGUCUCUGUCUUGAUUUCCAGUUCGAUACUGUGGUUAAAGAUAGACCCACAAUACUGAGCAAACUUUUACUCCUGCAUUUUCUUAAGCAAGAUAUUCCUGCCUUGAGCUGGGAGUUCUUUGUCAACAGAUUUGAGACACUUUCUUUGGAAGCUCAGCUACAUUUGGAUUGUAACAAAGAAUUUCCUUUUCCUACAACUAUCACUGCUGUAAGGACCAAUGUCGCUAACCUCAGUGACGCAGCGUUGUGGAAGAUCAAGAGGGCUCGUUUCGCGAGGAACCGCCAGAAGAGCGUGCGCUCUCUGAGAGACAGCGUGAAGGGGCCCGUGGAAUCCAAGAGGGCACUCUCCCUCCCCGAGACCUUAACCUCCAAAAUUCGACAACAAUCUCCUGAGAAUGACAACACCAUCAAGGACCUGCUCCCAGAAGAUGCUGGGAUCGACCACCAGACUGUUCACCAGCUGAUUACAGUCCUCAUGAAGUUCAUGGCCAAGGACGAGAGCAGCGCUGAGUCAGACAUCAGCAGCGCCAAGGCCUUCAACACGGUCAAGCGGCACCUGUACGUCUUACUCGGUUAUGACCAACAGGAGGGUUGCUUCAUGAUUGCACCUCAAAAAAUGCGCCUGUCAACUUGCUUUAAUGCAUUUAUUGCAGGAAUUGCCCAAGUUAUGGACUAUAACAUUAACUUGGGAAAACACCUUCUCCCCUUGGUGGUUCAGGUGCUCAAAUACUGCUCUUGUCCUCAACUACGGCAUUAUUUCCAACAGCCACCUCGUUGCUCCCUCUGGUCCCUAAAACCUCACAUCCGGCAGAUGUGGUUAAAGGCCUUGCUUGUCAUCCUUUACAAGUAUCCAUAUCGAGACUGUGAUAUCAGCAAGGUCCUGCUGCAUCUGAUUCACAUAACAGUCAAUACACUCAAUGCACAGUAUCAUAGCUGCAAGCCCCAUGCCACGGCAGGACCUUUGUACAGUGACAACAGUAACAUAAGCAGAUACAGCGAAAAAGAAAAAGAAGAAGAUAGUGUUUUUGAUGAAUCUGAUAUUCAUGAUACACCUACUGGACCCUGCAAUAAAGAGUCUCAAACUUUUUUUGCAAGAUUGAAAAGGAUAGGCGGCAGCAAAAUGGUGAAAUAUCAGCCGGUUGAGAUGAAUGUUCAGAGAAGUGAAAUAGAACUGGCCGAAUAUAGAGAAACGGGUGCAUUACAAGACAGCAUUCUACACUGUGUGAGAGAAGAAAGCAUUCAGAAAAAAAAGCUGCGCUCUUUAAAACAAAAAUCUCUUGAUAUAGGGAAUGCAGACUCCCUCUUGUUUACAUUAGACGAGCACCGGAGGAAGUCCUGCAUAGACCGGUGUGACCUAGAUAAGCCUCCCGCCCAUGCUGCUUAUGUCAUGCAGAGACAUGACCACGGACGUCCCAGACAGAAUUCUGCUACAAGGCCUGACGACCCCGAAGGCCCCGAGAACCCAGCAACGGAAAGUUUCCAGGAAACCCGCAGGCCUGUGAUACCAGAAGUCAGGUUAAACUGCAUGGAGACGUUUGAGGUCAAAGUGGAUUCUCCUCUCAAGCCUGCUCCUAAAGAGGAUUUAGACCUGAUAGAUUUGUCCUCUGACUCUACAUCCGGGCCCGAAAAGCGCUCGGUGCUCUCCACGUCCGACAGCGACUCUCUUGUGUUCGAGCCUCUCCCCCCUCUCCGCAUAGUAGAGAGUGACGAGGAAGAGGAGACCAUGGACCAGGGAAAUGAUGGUGCCUCUAGUAAAAACCCUGCCCCCUCCCCUGCCCUCCCCAGCCCCCCCUCCGUCUUCAGCCUCAGCACAACUCCCCUUGUGCAAGUAAGCGUGGAGGAUUGUUCCAAAGACUUCUCUUCCAAGGACUCAGGAAACAACCACUCAGCAGGUGCCACAGAUUCUGCCCGCGUCGCUCUGGGAGACCCCGCGGACUCUGAAGACCGUUCGAAGCCGCAGGAGUCACAGGACUUUGCCUGUGGUAGCCCACUCACGCUUAAACAAAAGCGAGACCUCCUCCAGAAGUCCUAUGCCCUCCCUGAGGUGUCACUGGACGACAGCCCCGAGCCCAGCAUCGAGGAGGAGAAGCCCGGUGGGCCGGUGCCAAGUUCAGGGGCCAAAACCGUCCUCCUCAAAGUCCCCGAGGAUGCCGAGAACCCAACAGAAAUUGAGAAGCCCGACACUAGUGCUGAGUCGGACACAGAACAGAAUCCCGAGAGGAAGGCAGAAGAGGAAGGAGCCGAGGAAUCCGAAUUCAAGAUCCAGAUUGUUCCCAGGCAGAGGAAACAGCGCAAGAUUGCUGUCAGUGCCAUCCAGAGAGAGUACCUGGAUAUCUCCUUCAACAUUCUGGACAAGCUGGGAGAACAGAAAGACCCAGAUCCUUCUACUAAAGGACUUUCAACUUUGGAAAUGCCACGAGAAUCCUCAUCUGCCCCCACUUUAGAAGCAGGUGUGCCAGAAACAAGCAGCCAUUCCUCAAUAUCAACUCAGUAUAGGCAGAUGAAAAGGGGAUCCUUGGGAGCUCUGACAAUGAGCCAGUUAAUGAAGCGACAGCUGGAACAUCAGUCUAGCGCCCCCCAUAACAUCAGCAACUGGGACACUGAACAGAUACAGCCCGGGAAACGCCAGUGCAACGUGCCAAUGUGCCUAAACCCUGACCUGGAGGGACAGCCGUUGAGAAUGAGAGGCGCCACUAAAUCCAGCCUGCUGUCCGCACCCAGCAUCGUCAGUAUGUUUGUGCCAGCCCCCGAAGAAUUCACUGACGAGCAGCCGACGGUGAUGACAGACAAAUGCCAUGACUGUGGGGCCAUUCUUGAAGAAUAUGAUGAGGAAACCCUUGGGCUGGCCAUCGUGGUCCUCUCCACAUUCAUUCACUUAAGCCCAGACCUGGCAGCCCCGCUGUUGCUGGAUAUAAUGCAGUCUGUGGGAAGAUUGGCAUCCAGCACGACUUUCUCUAACCAAGCAGAAAGCAUGAUGGUUCCCGGCAACGCCGCGGGGGUGGCCAAGCAGUUCCUGCGCUGCAUCUUCCAUCAGCUGGCCCCCAACGGCAUCUUCCCGCAGCUGUUCCAGAGCACUAUCAAAGAUGGGACUUUUUUACGGACCUUGGCCACGUCUCUGAUGGACUUCAAUGAACUGAGCUCUAUUGCUGCUCUCAGUCAGCUCUUGGAGGGUCUAAAUAACAAAAAGAAUUUACCAGCAGGGGGUGCUAUGAUACGCUGUUUGGAAAACAUUGCUACCUUCAUGGAAGCUUUGCCCAUGGAUUCUCCUAGCAGCCUCUGGACCACAAUCAGCAACCAGUUUCAGACAUUUUUUGCCAAGCUGCCUUGUGUUCUGCCCCUGAAGUGUUCUUUAGAUUCCAGUUUGAGAAUUAUGAUUUGCCUCUUGAAGAUACCCUCUACCAAUGCCACAAGGAGUCUGUUGGAGCCGUUUUCAAAACUGCUCAGCUUUGUAAUUCAGAACGCCGUCUUCACUCUGGCCUACCUGGUGGAGCUGUGUGGUCUGUGUUACCGAGCUUUCACGAAGGAGCGGGAUAAAUUCUACUUGUCUCGUAGUGUUGUUCUGGAACUCCUGCAGGCCCUGAAGCUCAAAUCCCCUUUACCAGAUACAAACCUCCUCCUGCUGGUCCAGUUUAUUUGUGCAGAUGCUGGAACCAAACUAGCUGAGUCAACGAUCCUGAGCAAGCAGAUGAUCGCCUCUGUACCUGGAUGUGGGACGGCGGCGAUGGAGUGCGUGCGACAGUACAUCAGCGAGGUGCUGGACUUCAUGGCCGAUAUGCACACACUCACCAAACUCAAGAGCCACAUGAAGACAUGUUCCCAGCCUCUGCAUGAAGAUACCUUUGGUGGACAUCUCAAAGUUGGGCUGGCUCAGAUCGCAGCCAUGGAAAUCUCACGUGGCAACCACAGAGAUAACAAAGCUGUGAUUCGCUACCUGCCUUGGCUCUAUCACCCCCCUUCUGCAAUGCAACAAGGGCCGAAGGAAUUCAUCGAGUGUGUCUCCCGCAUCCGUCUGCUGUCCUGGCUGCUCCUGGGCUCCCUCACUCAUAAUGCAGUGUGUCCAAACGCCUCCUCUCCGUGCCUGCCCAUACCUCUGGACGCGGGCUCUCAUAUCGCAGACCAUCUUAUUGUUAUCCUGAUUGGAUUUCCAGAGCAAUCAAAGACCUCUGUGCUGCACAUGUGCUCCCUCUUCCACGCGUUUAUCUUUGCUCAGCUCUGGACUGUGUAUUGCGAACAAAGUGCCGUAGCGACAAAUGUCCAAAGUCAGACUGAAUUCAGCUUCACCGCGAUACUGACCGCACUCGAGUUCUGGAGCAGGGUGACACCCAGCAUCCUUCAGCUGAUGGCCCAUAACAAAGUGAUGGUAGAAAUGGUGUGUCUCCAUGUGAUUAGUUUAAUGGAGGCAUUGCAAGAAUGCAAUUCAACAAUUUUUGUCAAGCUGAUACCUAUGUGGUUGCCAAUGAUUCAGUCAAAUAUCAAGCACUUAUCGGCCGGACUCCAGCUUCGCCUCCAGGCCAUUCAGAACAACGUGAACCACCACAGCCUGAGGACGCUGCCCGGCUCAGCCCCGAGCAGCGCCGGCCUGGCGGCCCUCCGCAAGUGGCUGCAGUGUACCCAGUUCAAAAUGGCCCAGGUGGAGAUCCAGUCCUCGGACGCGGCCUCUCAAUUUUAUCCUCUAUGAGCGGACUCCUGGGCUCUCAGUGUCAACACUCUGGUUUAGCAAUAAUGGGUUUCAAAACAAAACAAUUUGAUCCAAGCAGGUUGGGGAACAUAUUGGUACUGUACAUUCUCUUUCUAGUUUAGUAAAAAAAAAAAAAAAAAAAAGACGUGCAAAAGGCCGGAGAGGGCCCAAAACAUGAAGCUUUCUUGCUACACAUCUUUCUGAUGACUCCUUGGGCUAUCUGAUUAAGUGUUUCCUUACAUUAUUUUUUAAAAACCAAAUCAUUUUUCUUUAACUAACUUCUAUUUUUUUUAAGAAAAAAAAAAACAAACAAUAGACUGGUGGGUACUCACAGAAAAGUUGUAUAAGUCCCCCUGUUGCUAUUUUUGAUGAUAGAGAAUAAAUAGGGUUUUUGAAACCUUUGUAGUGUUUUUUCUUAAAAUCCACUCUUGGCAAUGCAAUAAAAAAAAAAAAAACCCGUCACCAUAAGCCAGUGACACCUGACUGAAGCUUUUUGUCAUUAUCCUGGGAAAAGUGGCAGCUUGCAAGGACCAUUACAAAGUGCACUUAGAAAUUAGGUGGUUAAACUGUGCCAAUUGUUUUUCUUUGUUUUAUAAUAUCAUUUUCCAAAACUGUCCAGUAAGUUUUAUUAUUUUUAAAACUAAUUUUUCAACUCAUUCGUUCUAGGCUGUACUUUCUUGUAAGCUUUAUGAGAACCACUUUAGUUUUGUGAAUAAUAAAUUUUAUUCUUUUGUUAAUACUUGUAUACAAUUCAAUUUAAAACUGUAGAUUGCAUACUGGACCAGACGACCCCCCACACUGGCACAGAGCACUGCACCUGGAGUUAUGUUUCAUAAAACGGGAUUUUAAUAGUGUAAGGGCACCAAGACUUAUCAGCACUUCCACUUAGCAUUUGACUGUGCAUUCACAAAUGGUAUUUCUCUUCUCUAUCCCUGUAAUGCACUGACUACAGGAAGACUUACUAUACAUUUAAGCUGUAUAU
Molecule: messenger RNA, 9010 nt
Organism: Ailuropoda melanoleuca (giant panda)
Lineage: Eukaryota; Metazoa; Chordata; Mammalia; Carnivora; Ursidae
Gene: UNC79
Product: unc-79 subunit of NALCN channel complex
Molecular function (GO): protein binding
Source: RefSeq, a predicted model, not a curated record